Andrographis paniculata is the source of this 1662-nucleotide messenger RNA. RefSeq lists its product as uncharacterized. Lineage: Eukaryota; Viridiplantae; Streptophyta; Magnoliopsida; Lamiales; Acanthaceae. The record is from RefSeq and is a predicted model, not a curated record. The transcript is spliced from 2 exons. Bases 662 to 1468 code for a protein of 268 amino acids.
AAAGGAGCCGCCGCCUCCCUCUUUUCUCCGCCGGUUUGAACCGUUCACCAUUCCGCCGCCCCUCCGCGACGUCACCCAUCAGUCGCCGAUGUUUUUCAGCCGGUCCACGCCACCAGCCAGCCGUCCUGUUCGUUGCUUUGAUUUUCUCCAGUUUGCCGGUUUGAUUUCAGGGAAUUCUCCUACUUUUUACUCUAUUGCAUUCUCUUGGUUAACCUCUAUCGAUUAUUGCCUAGAUAUUAUAUAAAAUCAGUUGAUGAUAAAGAAUUUUAAUUUGGGCGAUUUUCGUAGAGGUUCUUUGAUGCAAUAGAUGAUUGAGAAUGAUGUUGUGAUGGUGAAAUUGUCGAUUGCACAUGGAAUACAUAUUUGAGAUUUAUGUUUAGUGUCGGGUAUAAUUGCUAGUGCAAAUGUUUUGUGGAAUUUAUUGAAGAAUUUUAAUUUUAUUGUUGAACUUUUUUGCGUGAAGGCACGAUGGGCGAGGUGCAAGAGUUGGAUCCCUCCUAUUGCCCCAACCAAUGCGAGUCUCGGAUCUCUUUCUCAGUGGCCGGUCGCCCCCACCUAUACCAGGGAACCAACGGUAGCUGCCUCUUGCCCGAGACGACGACGUCCACUGCACACCUGCGGCGCCUCAUUGAUCGCCAUUGCUCACAAAACAUGCAAAAAGAUGCAAGAAGAUUUUGAGAAGGGGCCAUUGGGAUCAUGGAUAUGGAUGUUGGGUGGUGCUUUCUCAAUUUUAAAUUUGAUGGCCCCAUUUUUAUAUGGCCUGCUAUGUAAUUGGUUAGCAUUGCUAACUUUCAUCGAUGACAAUAUCAUCCUCUCAAUCGAAACCCUGGUUGAGGCCAUAUUCCCUCCAUCAAAAGCAGUGUUUGACAAGAUCGAUGGCCUUGUCUGCACUGCCGAAUCUUUACCGGAACAUUUCGAUGGUUUGAUUAGAAACUUCCCUAUGAUCAUCCACAACAAGCUCCCAUUCCUCGAUUGGAUUCUGGUGCAUCUCAUUUCAUGGCUCAACUCUCUCCUUUCGGUCCUCAACUAUUGGGGAUCGAAGAACUGCACCACCAGGGAAAAGGAGAUAACCAUCGAUGUUUACUGCAGCGAUAGAAGAUUAGCACCGGACAGGAAAACUACUCAUCAGGUCGAGCAACCACCGGAUCCUGAAAGGGAUCAUAAUCAGAUCAUCCAUUCAUCAAAUCUUGAAGUGAGUGACUGUGACAAAGCAGUCAUCCUGAAAUCGGUAGACAGAUUAAUUUCAUCAAAGAAUGAAGAUGAGGAGGAGGAGGAGGAGGAGCCGCACCAUUAUUAUUCCUACGAGUCUGCAAAUUCGUCUCCGUUUUCCGAUUGCACACAGGAAGAAACAAAAGCAACAUUCAGCCCAAUAGUGAGCAGGUCAGAUGCUACAAAUUGCUGCAGCACUUACAAAGACAUUCUUAAGAAAGGAACCACAGAAGAAGAACCAGGCGAAACUGGAAAUUAAUUAAUUAAGAAAGAAAGAAACUCCACCGGUUGGGCCAUGAUUAAUUAAAGAGAAGCCUCGAGAUAUAUAUAUAUAUAUAGAGAGAGAGAGAGAGAGAGAGGAGGAAUUGCGAUAAGUUUUGCAAGUAUAUAUCUGGAUUCUAGUUGAUGGCUUGUUUCUUCAGAACUUCUGGAUUUGUGUAUAUAUAUUAUAAA